ACCUGGCUGUACCUGGCUGUACCUGGCUGUAUCUGGCUGUAUCUGACUGUACCUGGUUGUACCUGACUGUAUCUGGCUGUACCUGACUGUAUCUAGCUGUACCUGGCUGUACAUAACUGUACCUGGCUGUAUCUGGCUGUACCUGGCUGUACCUGGCUGUAUUUGGCUGUACCUGGCUGUACCUGACUGUACCUGGCUGUACCUGGCUGUGUGGGGCAGUGGUGGCCUGGCGGUUAAGGCUCAGGGUUACUGAUCAGAAGGUUGAGGGCUCAAGCCCCAGCACUGCCAAGCACUGCCACUGUUGGACCCUUGAGCAAGGCCUUUAAUCCUCUCUGCUCCACGGGCACAGUAUCAUGCGUACCCUGCGCUCUGACCCCAACCUCCUAACAUGCUGGGAUAUGCCAGGAAAAAGAAUUUCACUGUAUGUGUGACCAAUAAAGACUCAUAAUCAAUAUCUGUAUCUCCACAGCAUGGACCAUCAAGGUUGUAUACAGUUCCAUGAUACUCUACAUACAGAAACCCAACAGCUUAUAAUCUUAUAACAAACUUGCAGCUAUAAAAGAAGUAAUUCCGCUCGAAAAUCUCAAUAAGCCAGACUACUGCUAGAAAGGGUUACAAAAAAAACUGAAGCCCAACUUUCUUCUGGCUUACAUAUCACUGUGGAAUGAUGACAAUGCACACAUCUGAAUCUGACUUGCGCAAGCACAACCUCAACCUUGAUGAGACCAUAUCUUUAAUAUGGAGAUUACAAUAAGGCCAAAAAUGUAAAUACCACACAAGCUUUGGUUACAUUUGUGCCAGUUUUUCCCGUUCUGUAAAAUCUUUAAACAUGGCUGUGUGUAGUAUAUAAUACGCUUGUCAAUGACUACAUUUACAUGGACAGCAAUAAAUAAUUCUUGACCUUAUUCUGAGUAAGACAAUAUUCUGAUUUAAGUUGUUUACAUGAGUUGCUAUUAGAAUAUUCCUUUCAUGUUCCCGUUUUACAUGUUAUAGAACAUAGAAUGAUUAACCCCACACGUCAUUACGUCACCGCGCCACGCCGUCCGACGUUCCCUCCAGAAUUUCACGUAUCAACAUACAGUUGGUCUUUGUUAUGGUAUCGUAUACAGUUCUGGGUGUUUCUAUUUUUAAUUAUACGAACGCUUCAAGUGCGGUAAAUUAUUUGUCAUGCUGUACGUGCAAAUAGACGACUGCUUGAAGCCGUGGGCUGUGUCCCAAACCGUGUACUUACCAUCUGUAUAGUAGCCGAGAUACAUGUAUUUCACCUACUAUACAGCAGGUAAGUACGUAGUUUGGGACGCAGUUGUGCUCUCUUAUUUGCCGUCAAAUGGUUGAGCACUGCCUUGUGUGAUCGUAUCCUGUCGCAAAAUGCAGUGAAAACUCCCACACGAUGUUAAUAGUGUGAUUAAGGUGUGUACAUGUCUGUAAUGCACUUCAAUAAUGCCACUAAAACAGGAAUACUCCACAUGUCUUAAUUCGAUUUAUGUUUUUUCUUCGAGUAUGACUUUAAUCGUAUUAAGGUAAUCAAUAAUCACUGUUUACAUGGUAGCUUCUUAGUAUUGUCUUAAUCAGGUUAAUAUCGGAUCAUUGUUGUCCAUGUAAACGUACUGACUGAGCAGAACUAGCCCUUAUGUGCCUAAUGUCAACGUAUGAAGGUAUAUUUGGCCAAGAGUUUUCAGUUAACUGACAGAAUGUUCAAAUAAAAUGUUUUGCUUGUUUGUGCUUUUGACUUGGGAAGGCUAACACACAGCACGGUUGCUGUUGAAAGUCAUAAGAAUAUUGCUGCUAUUCAGCUGGGAACCGUGGCCGCCGAACAUCAGCUAGCUAAUGACUGAAGUUAAAGCAUAGAUACAUACAAACCAUGUGAAGGGCAGUGACAGUGGAUAUCAACAUUUCUCUUGGAUGUGUUGCUAAAUUUCGAAGUAAAAUGUCCUGUAAGAAUAUUCUUGUACAUUUUUUAAAGAUUUUUUUUUUUUGAAGAAACGAAAUCUUCCCGUGCUUCGGGGGUUUCCUCUCCCAAGACAAAGACAUGCGUUGUAGACUGAUUAUUAUUUCCAAAUUCUCCGAAGUGUGCGAGUGUGUGUGUUAUUGUGCCCAUUGUCCCUCACCUUAUACCUCAAGUUCCCUGGGAUAGGAUCCAGGCUCCCAUGACCCUGUGUAGGAUAAGUGUUACAGAAAUGGAUGGAUGGAGGAAUAGAUGUUGCAACUGUGUAAAAUAACAGUUUACAUGAUGUCACUACUCUUGAUAAGCUGCUAACCUGUCUGCCCAUUGUUUACUAGAUGAAAAGCAUUUUUAACUAAAUGAAGAUGACAGAAAUUGUAAUUGGUAGUGAAACAAAAAAACAAAAAAGACUUGGAAAUGUCUUUCUGAGAUCUUAUUUAACUUUACUACCACUGAAUUCUAUCAUGUAAGGAAUAUAGCAUGUGUUAGACUCUAUCUUCAGUUACAAGUUGCCAAGAAACUGAUCAAUGCUUCUUCUUUUUUUAAUUUUGACUAAUAUAAUGCAUUGCUCAAUUCCCACUACAUAAACUACAACAUGUGCAAGAUUACUUAACAUGUACUAGAGAUAGAGAUCAUAUUUGAAGUUGUAGCUUCAGUCCACCCACUGGAUGCCUUUUUACUUUAGAAGUGGCUAAAAAAAUGUCAUUACUAGUUUUUAAAUCUCUUAAUGGUACAGCACACACUUUUUUUUUUACAGCUCUGAAUGGUUGAUAAACUAGCCGAAACUGUGUUCCAGAUUGUGUUUUGAGAUCAGCUAGUGCUCUCCUUCUCCACAUUCCAUGUGUGAAAAUUAAAAACAGUGGUGAAGCAGCGUUUUGUUUGUAUGCCCCAAAGAUCUGGAACACAUUACCAUUAAACAUUUGUCAUACUCCAUGUAUCAUUGAUUCAAAAACAAACAAAAAACAGCUACAGUGCUGUGAAAAAAAAGUAUUUGUUUUUGUGUAUAUCUCAUACUAAAUACUUUUCGAUCUUCAAAUGAAAUGCAACAUAAAACAAAGGCAACUUGAGUAAACACACAAUGCAGUUUUUAUUUAUGAAUUUUUUUUUAUUGAAGCAAAUAAAGUUAUUCAACACCUAUCACCAAUGUGGAAAACUAAUUUCCCCCUUAAAAUCUGGUUGUGCCACCUUUAGCAUCAAAUACUGCAACCAAACGCUUCAGAUAACUGGAGAUCAGUCUUUCACUUCUUUCUAGGACUAGGACUUACUCCUGUGAUUUGGAUCCUUGUCUUGCUGCAUAAUCCAGUUGCGCUUGAUUUGCAACUUACGGAUUGAAGACCUGACAUUCUCCUUUAGGAUUUUCUGGUAGAGAGCAGACUUCAUGUUGCCCUCAAUUAUUGUAAGUUGCCCAGACCCUGAAGCAGCAAAGCAUCCCCACACCAUCACACUUCCACCACCAUGCUUGACCAUAGGUAUGAUGUUCCCCUUUCAACUCAUCAACCCACAGAACAUUCUCCCAAAAGGUUUGAGGAUCAACAAGGUGUGUUUUGGCAAAAUUCAGACAAGCCUUAAGGUUCUUCUGGGUUAUCAGUGGUUUUCACCUCACCAUACUUCGUUUUUUGUCCUGUGUCUUUCUGAUAGUGAAUUUAUGAACAGUAACUUUUAUUGAUGUGAGAGAGGCCUGUAGUUCCUUUGAUGCUGUCCUUGGCUCUUUUGUGACUUGCUGGAUGAGUAGUUACUGUGCACUUGGAGGAAUUUUGGAACUUUUAACCAACUUCAUGUUGUUGAAAAAGUUAAUUUGAUUGAACAGAGUGUGCAGUAAUCAGUUGCGUCUAGUCCAGCUGAACCCCAUUAUGAAUGCAGUUUCAUAGAUUUGGGGAAUUAGUAACUGUGGGGGCAAAUACAUUUUCACACAGGCCCCGUGUGACCUGAUAUCACCUGUUGUGCCCUGCGAUGGAUUGGCACCCUUUCCAGGGUGUGCCCUGAGUCCCCUGGGAUAGGCUCCAGGCUCCCUGCAACCCUGAGUAGUAUAAGCAGUACUGAAAAUAGAUGGAUGGAUUUGGUUCUUUCUAUGGAAUAGAUUUUUUUUGUAAACACAGUGAAAACGACUCUGCUUGAAAAUAAGCAAGAGAGAUUUCGAAACCUACCCACCUCCACUCAUGAUGCAUUCAGAUGACACACCUUGCUGUGGAUUGAGGUUUUGGUGAGGAAACUGUGUGCUGCUCGGGUGGUUCGAGACCCCAGAGAUAAAGAGACAAUGAUUUUAUUGUGUGAAAUGCCAGUGUUGUUAUGAAAUUCUAGAGUGCAGGUGGACACAUUGGCAUGAAAGAGGGCUUGUUUGGGUCAGAUAUUUGGUCUGGAUGUUUUCAUCCAGCAAUAGAUAAGCCUACGGUUCUCGUGUGUGUAUGUGUUUUUGACCUUGGAAACCUUUGGUUCAUUUAACAACAGUGUGUGUUCACUUGUGUGUGAGUGUCCUGGUUUCUCAUGCAGUGAUAUUUUGCUCUGUUUAUCUGCAGGCUGUAUUAGCGCUGCGAUAGUGUGCUGUUUCACAUGCCGAGUCACGGCCUGUGAAAAGCUGCUGAGUCAUGCUGGCAUUUUGCCCAUUCUCUUUCUGAAGCUGAUGCGUGAUCGUAUCGCAGUGUGCGUAUUGUUCUGCAGCUCAAGGUGGUCAUCAGCUGUGGUCCCUGGAGGAUCUUUGGUAGAAAUUCUGUAGGGACUCCACAUCCGAGGGAGCAUGUGUGUGUGUGUUUGUGUGUGUAUGUCACCCUCAGUUGGUUAGGAAGGCAUGUGUGAGCCUGGGAAGAGAAACAUGGUCACAAUGGAGCUCAUGUAUCCUGCUUUUCACUCUGCCAUAGUGGAGGAAGCAAAUCCAGACCCCCACCUCUCUCCCUCUCGCUCUCUCUCUCUCCUCUUUUACACACACACAUACACACAAUCUUUCUCUCUCUCUCUCUCUCUCUCUCUCUCUCUCUCUCUCUCUCUCUCUCUCUCUCUGCUGUGUUUCCUUUUUCCUCUAGGUAGUCUGACUGUUUUCGCGGUCAGUCUGUGUCUCUAACAUCAUCUCUCUCUUCUCCAGUCUCUUGGUCUCUAAUUUAUCCAUCUUUCUUACGUCCAUACCCACUUCACUCCUCUACUGUUUUGCUCUGCUGCUUCAUGUUCAUGGCACUAGCGUGGUCUCCAGUCCCUCCUUCUCUGUUUCUCUGUGUCUCCCUCUCUUCUUCUUCUCCUCUCUCAAUUCCUCUGUGAAUAUUGUCAUGGAGAAGCUAGACAUCUUGAAGAGCAGAGCAGCCACCACCAACUUGGACUCGGAGAGCAAGCGAACGGCCCACUUCCAAUCGUCAUGGCAACAGCAUGUGAAUGUGUUUGGCUCGUGGAGUAGGCCGGAGUGUGUGCAGGAGCUGCACCAAGAGGCUCAGCUCAACCUCCAGAGCCUGCUGCAAGACUUUGAGGAGCAGCUGUAUGAUAACAGGGUAACUGGGCAGACAUUCCGGCACCCUUCCUCUCAGAGCUCAGAGGACACCUCCACUACGCUCAGCCGCUCGCCUUCCUCACUCAACAUCAAGAAACCAGAGUUUGUCUUCCUGCCUGCGAAUAAACAGGUGUGUGAGGAUGAGACCACGUCAUUAGGAAUCCGGGCUCAGGACCCGGCCGCUUGUGGCUCAGACCGCUCCCUCCUGGGCUGGAAUUCUUCAGUGGGGCCCCCAGUUGCUGAAAAACCUCGCUGGCACCUGAGUCGACACUCGUCUGCACACCUCGUCCCCAUUGAUGUCACAGGCCAGAGCUUUGAUAAGCACGCCAGCGAACUCCAGGCCCCCUUUAGAACUGAAAAGGCGGUUAACCCAAAGACCAUCCGCCGCCCAAGGAGUGUGAUCGCAGGCCCUGAUGUCACGCUGCACUGCCAAGGUGAUGGCAAGAUUCUUGCUGUUGAUCUGAUACAAGGUGCCUGUUCUCCUGAUUCUUCCCAGCCAAGGUCUCUCGAACCCACCACAGAGAAUACAGGCGAGCAGCACAUACCCUUACGGAAAACCCAGAGUGACAGAGAGCACAGUGUCCCCCCAUCCCCCAAAGCCCCCACAGGCAUGAUGGACCAUGCUACUCUUAUGUGCCCCAGCUCUUCCUGGAAUGGCCCAAAGGGUUCCACUUUUUCUCCCUCCUGGAAUGACUCCUACAACUAUGCCCUGACCCCAAACCCUGUUGCCAAGCAGCCUUUGUCCAAACCUGGAACAUUAGACUCUGGUGGAGGUGGCCUCAUGUGCCCUUCCCAAAGCAGCUCUGCCAUGUCCAUGAGCACUGUAUCACACUCUAGCUCAUUCACUUUCAUCUCAGAACCUUCUGGGCACAGGGCAUAUGCAGUCACACAUGAAAAUGCAAUUAAAGGAAAAAGAAAGGAGACUGAGGGUGCAGCAUCCAGCCCAGCUACCGGUAAUGACCUCAACAAGUGUGAGCAAGAGAACAGAUCAACACGAGCCAAUGCUUUCAAGUUUCGGGAACGCUCCCUUUCAACACCAACAGAUUCUGGAUCUCUCUGCUCAACAGACAACAUGUGCUGUCCAGGGGAGACAGUACCAACAGUCAGAGAAGGUGAGAGCUAUGCCUUGCUGUACCCUAGCAACAGCUCUGAGGACAACACCAGUACUGACAAUGUAUCUGUAGCAACAGGGUCUGACUUCUUCCCAGUGAGUAGACUGAGGUCACGAUCACGAAGCAUCUCACUGAAGAAGCCCAAAAAGAAGCCACCACCUCCAGUACGCAGCGUGUCUCUAGUAAAGAACUUGUCAGCAAUUGGUGGGAUGGGCCCACACCAUGGUGAAGGACAUAUCAAAGACGGUAGGCCUAAGAGCCUCUUCAUACCACGAGAUAAUAAUUUCCAGGAUUCAUUCCGGCCCGAGUUUCUUAUGGCAUCUAGACCAGAUGAGGAGGCACACAGCAGUUUGGAGACAGCCUCUGAUACAUCUCAGCCCCUUGACAGAGAAGUUGACCUAGCCUUCCCCCCUCACUGGCAGCUCAGUGAGUGGAAGUCCAACAAUGACCCUUAUCGUUCAUUAUCAGGCUCCAGCACCGCUACAGGUACAACAGUAAUUGAAUGCAUUAAAGUACGUGGAAGCUCAGAAUCCCUGAAUUCACCAUCAACCUCUCGCGCUACUUCCCCUUCCCCACUUUCAAUUGAAGCUGAGACUAAGGUCUCUCCAUUCAAGCCUCCAUGCCUUAUGUCCCCCUCAAGUGGAUACUCUAGUCAGUCUGAGACUCCCACCCCAACUAUUACAAACUCUGUUAUCACUGGACUCACCCCAACAGGGUGCAAGAUGCGCCCAAAGAUCCCAGAGAGGAAGUCAUCACUUCCAGCCACCUCACCAAAAGACAAAUCUCAGUCUCGCCUCUCUUUUGAGUUACCUGUGAAUUCCCCAGUAGACUUGUCGUCUGUCAAACCCAAACCUAAAGCUAGCCGGAGACACUCAGACACAUCUACCACCAGCAAACCAGGAAAACUAAGUCAGUCAUCACAGCCCAUGGUUACCACAACAGAUCUGCGAAAUAUCAGACUCCGUUCAGUAAGCCGCUCAGAACUUGAGGACAGUCCUGAUGGCUCCUCUGACAUCAUAGAGGAGGAACAAGGACGUGAUAUUAGCCCUCCUACCACCCCAUAUAGCUCUAAACCACCCAAGCCACCAGUUGCAGUAAAGCCACCACUCCCAAAACGACCCAUAAACUUGAUGCUCAAGUCUCCCUCAUCAUCACCUCAUGCUCAGGAAUCUCCACCAGCCUCCCCAAUAGACCGACCAAUGCCUGUAGCCAACAUCUACAUGGUGGUCAGGAAGCCUAAGCCUAAGAGGCCAUCCCAAUCAUCAAUCAGUCCAACUGUAGUUACACCUCAAGAGCAGGUGCCAAGACAUCCACCCCCUCUACCUGAGCUUGACCUAGAACAUGGGAUACCAAUUGAGGAGGAUUUUACCUUUCCUAGCAGUCCAGAGAAAGAGGACAUAGGCAAGACUCUUCGUAGUCAAAGUCCCAUUUCCUGUAUAGCUGAAUUUGACAAGAAGAAAGCCAAGGUACCACCACCAGUACCCAAAAAGCCAAAUGUUCUUCUCUUACCUUCCCCUACUGUCCAGGCACCAAGCAAUGGCACUACAGAAAAACAAAGCCUCCUACUUGACAGUGGUUCUCAGUCACCACUAGGCCCAUCACCUUUUGAAGCUGAGGAGGCGUCUUAUAACGAAGAUGACCAAGAAACACCUACUAACCAAGAGAUUCCAGGAAGGUGUGAGACCGAUACACAACAUGAAAAUCAAAGCCGCCUCGAAGUUCUUGGAAAUGAAGAAAACCAUGAUAUACCAGAGGAUGGCACCACUAAGGAUAUUGGAUCUAUUCAAGAUAUUGACAUAAAGGAAUUCACUGCAGAUAUAAUGACAGAAGCUCCACUGGAGGAAAACAGCUCUGUCAAGGAUAAGACAGAACUGCAUAUCACUGAAGAAACAGAUGAUGAUGUGCUUGUCCACACACCUACCACCCAUACAACUGAAGACCUUUUCACCAUCAUACACAGAUCGAAGCGGAAAGUCCUUGGCCGUAAGGAGCCAGCUUUUGGCAGUCGUCAGAGCCUUGUGUCACCUGUGAAAAGCAGCAGCAGUGACAUUCGAACACUGACACUGGGCAGCACUCCAAGGUCACACUCUCGGAAUGAGAACUUCAUGGCUCUUCUCCAGAAGAAGGGCACUAAGUCAAGUAGUGGAACGCGGGUCUCUGCCAUGGAACUGCUGAAGAGCACAAACCCUUUGGCUCGCCGUGUCACUGAGUUUUCUCAGUCAGAUCUGGAUGCUGCUGGAACCAACCCAUCAAAAAUGGCUCUACCAGACCAGUGAUUCCACUUGUAGACAACCAAAUGUAAUGGCUGAUUUUCAGUUAGUGCUCCACUGCACAUCUAAAUGGUUUUACUUCCCAGGAUCUUACACUGCCUGAAGUGAGUUGUUUUGAUCCCUGGGUCUCACCUUUUUGUCAUGUUGCUGUGGAGUGCUGUCCAUAUCAAAGGAAAGGAACCCAGUGUUGAUGUGAGGUUCUGAAAUAGUUGGGUUAGCAUUGUAUUUUACCACUGAGAAUGUGUUAUAUUAACUCCUCUGACAAUUUGUCAAUGCCCACCUUUAAAAUGCAGACUUAUUGCAAGUCUAGACAAGACUAUUAAUAUUUCUGUUGUGAUUAGGAUGGAGUUCACACAACAAGCAUGAUUGUCCUAGUCAGAAAGAGAAAAAUUCUAUAUAGAAAAUGUAAAUCAGAUUCCCUUAAAAAGCACUUACAAAAGUAGUUUAUUUCCAAAACAAAAAAAAAAAAAGAUAUAAAAGGCCCAGUUUAGCCUCCUGGGAUUUAUUUAACCCAGAAUAAAACUAAAUAUACAAUAUUUAAGUAUACGUUUAGAAUUUUUGUGACUUUCUUGAAAACUGCCUAUUUCCAGCAUGUUUACAACAAACUGGGACUAAAGUCACAAUAUGGACAACCUUCAUGCAAUAUACUUCAUCUGAAUCUAAAUGAUAGUUCUUCCCUCACUGCCAGUAGUGGUACACAGUGGGUAUUAGUGUUGUGUAUGUGUAGCAUGUACACACAAUGAAAAACCAAAACCACCACAGAACAGAUUAGGAGAACAGUACCAAAAAAAAAAAAAAAAGCAAAGAAAGCAAGAACACAGAAAUGUUCAAUGACUAUAGACAGAAGGAUUCAAAUCCUCCUAAUGGGGUGUUUGAUCCUGGUUGUCUAGUAUGGAAAACCUGUCAAGGGGUUUGUUGUUCUGGCUAACGAAUGAAAAGUCUGCAUGUUUAACAUGCAAGGAACCAAGGAAGGGAGUUGCCAAGGACUACGAAUGGUUAAAAAAAGAGAACUUCAUAUUGUCACCUCCAUAUCCUUUUGACCAGACCUUUGGGAGAUGUGGUGCUGUAGACUGCUAUAAUCACCACAUACCCAAAUUUAAAGCUGCAGCUAUAAUGUGUUCCUGAACAUUUUAUCUAUGUCCACGUUGUAUUUGUCAUUCACUAUAUGAUCAUUUCAUACUAUGCAUCAAGGCUGGAUGUGCUGCUUCUUUGCCAGUUAAGGCAAAUUAGCAGUGAAAGCCUAUGAAUGUCAGGAAGAAGGAACAAAUUUCAACAGUUUACUUUAGUUAUCUGUGUUUUAUUGGUAUUUUUUGUAUAGUCAUCGCCCAUGUCACUGCAGAAAAAGAAAAUUAUUUCUAUGGUAUUAUGCAUAGACAGAGACUAUCACAAGAAACUGAGACCUGUGUAAGUCUCAACAUCAGAUGUUUGGAGACAAAAAGACAGAAUCAUUUGGUGAGCAAAGCAUUUCCCACAAAGACUACUUGUUCCUUCCCAUUCCUUUCAAAUAUUUUCUCCCACAUGUGACUGUGCAUCUCUGGCUCCCAAUCAGAAGAAACCUGGUGCUAUUGAGCCAGAGCACCCUCUGCAGUCCAGGAGGGGAAGCACACCUGGGGAAAAAAUGUGUUCUGACUCUCCUGAACACUGAGGAUGAAGAUUAAAUAAUUUUAUUAUUAUUAUUAUUAUUAUUAUUAUUAUUAUUAUUAUUAUUAUUAUUAUUAUUAUUAUAUAAGUCCUUCAGGUAUUCUGAUAGCAUCUAAAUAUAACAAAGAAUAUGAAAUAUUACAUUAAAAUAGUGAGUGAAGCUUGUUUUCAGUAUUUAGUGAAUGGAAAAAAAAGACAACCAGUGUUUGUUUGCCUUGUACUCUGGCGUCAAGCCUGUGUUUUUAAAUGCCUUGGUAAUGCACUUCUGUAGAAAUAUCCAGAGUUUCUUUUAGUCUUUUUAUGAAUACUACUCUAACGGUCAUCAUUACUCUUGUGUACUCUGUGCUGCAUCAAUUCUUCAUCAAUAAUAGUGUCAAAAUUUCCAGAGGAAGGUGGAGAGGGAGCGAGAAAGUCAAAAUGCUUAGAUAAACAAAGAGUAAAGUAUGUACGGGGAUAAAACAGACUGUUAGAAGCCACGUGUUAAGUCACUGAGAGUUUUCACAGAAAUCUAAACACGAUGUAGACUGUACAUUCUGCCACACAGACCAGAAUGGGAAUUACAGAUUUCUUUAUGUGACAGCCUACAGUGAAAACAUAUUCUUACUUCUGUAUUCUUCCUCCUUUCUUCCUCCAUCGUAGCCUCUUUCCCAUUAGUCUAAUGACACCCACAGGAGCUCACGUUUGUACACAGAGGAGAGAUGAAUCCCAAAAACACCCCAACAAAGUGAGAGCACAGUAAACAUUGAGAAAUUAAGAGCCUACAGGGUCUAGUUUCCAAAAGCAUUGUGCUUCGGAUCAGCAACUAUUGGUCAGAGUGUUUAAAGUGACGCUCAUGCACUUAAAACAUUUUAGGCAUCAAUCCGUCCCCCUCUAUGCCUAAAAUGUACCUCACGACAAAUGACUUUCAGCCAGUGCCAAAUUCAAAAACAUACACUGUAUAUAACAUGUAAUUCUAAGAUACAGCUUUGUCAAAUUUUAUCACAGAGAUGACUAUUACAGAAGAUUAUUAAGGCUAUUGAAGAUCAGCUUAGAGUUUGCUGACUCUCUGAAAAAAAAAAAAGCUUUAUUUGCCCCUUGUGCUUGGGACAAAAUCAGUUGGGUGGGAAAGAAAGAAAGUACUGGGAAUUCUAUUUUUGUUAUUUUAUCAUUGGAAAGACAUAUAUAAAAAUUCUGAAUAUUAUGAACCUCCCUCUCCAGCAGUAAGGAUAUGUAGCUGUGAGCUCUUCAAGCAGCUAUGUCUUGCCUAUGUGCUACAAAAAAGUUACAUAAAUAAAUUAUUUUUCUUGCUUAAA
Molecule: messenger RNA, 11723 nt
Organism: Ictalurus punctatus (channel catfish)
Lineage: Eukaryota; Metazoa; Chordata; Actinopteri; Siluriformes; Ictaluridae
Gene: nhsl2
Product: NHS-like 2
Exons: 8
Coding region: 5194-8796 (1200 amino acids)
Biological process (GO): cell differentiation
Source: RefSeq, a predicted model, not a curated record